Molecule: messenger RNA, 4236 nt
Organism: Lasiodiplodia theobromae
Lineage: Eukaryota; Fungi; Ascomycota; Dothideomycetes; Botryosphaeriales; Botryosphaeriaceae
Product: F-box domain cyclin-containing protein
Exons: 3
Coding region: 1-4236 (1411 amino acids)
Molecular function (GO): protein binding
Source: RefSeq, a predicted model, not a curated record
AUGACCUCCACACCCAUAUCCGUCGACGACGCCUCCAUGGCCUCGGGCACGCAGACGCCACUCUCAUCUCAUCCCUCUAAGAAAUUUCGCGUCUCUCGCUCCGGCUCGAAGCGACGCGUAGCCAUCUGCAGCAUCCGGCGGCGACCUGACUCUGUCUUUAGCCGCCGAGGAACAGACACCCCGGUCCAGAUUGUUGCUCCGUUUUCCGACUCUCUUCCCCAGACUCCUUUGGAGGUUCCCGUGUCCAGGUAUUCGUCAAAGAGGUGGAUAAUGGGCCGGUCAAAGCAGCCAGAGCUCCGCGGCUGCGUCCUUCGAGCCGUCCCCAAAGCAGCACAGGCUCCCGCCCUGCCGUCACCAAUCGCCGCUGCUCCUGGCUCUCCCUUCACUUACCGCUCUCCCUCCAAUCCCCUCAGCCAUGCACAUGUCGACGCAACCAUGGCCACAUCACCAAACGAGGAGAUCCUGAGCAACAUUGGACAGUCUCCUGCACCGACACCGUCACCGCCGUACUUCCCAAGUGUCUCGCCGAGCUUGCCGCCGAAGAAGGGUAGGAAGGAAAGAAAGAGCGAGGGAGAUGCGGGGUAUAUUGGCGUCUGGAAGGACGGGAAAGCUCAUUGGGAGGCCGAGGUGGCAUCGAUGCCUCCCGUGCCACAUCUCCCGAACACGGCCAUCGUCGAGUUGGAUUCGAGACCCAUCAGGCUAGAGACUCCUGUGCGCGAGCUGCCCUCGAUGCAGAAGGAUAAGAGGCCCAGGAUCCAGGUGAUUAUCCCCAACGACCUCCGCAACCGCGCUCCUCAUGCGCGACCUCCUUUUGUGUCACAGGCAGUGCAACACUCGAGUGCUGGUGAAAUCAUAUCAUCGCGCGAUGUCUCCCCGCCCUUGGCCAACGACAUGAUUCAAGUACGCAACUCGGCCGUGUCACCGAUAGCACACCAGAUCUUGACGCAUCGCCAACAGACGGUGCCGGUUUAUCUGGAGCAGGUCGACGAGGUGCCCGUCGUGACGAAGCACCCUUCCAUCUCGAGCUCGUCCGGAAUGUCUACUUCGGAAAUCGACGACUCGAAAUCAUCCGUCUACACCAAGAGCAACAGGACAUCAUGGACUAGCAUCGACGACAACCUGGAGCCCGGUCUUCGGCAGAACCUGAACCUAGCAGGACUCACGGCGAGCAAGGCCUACUCGAUCGUUUCCCCCACCGAAGCAGGAAUUUUCGAUGACGCAACGCCUAUCCAUUCCACCAGCAGCCAACCAAGAAGUCCGGUUUCCAAACAGAACAGCUUACGUAAGGACAAGCCUCUCCCUCCAGACCCUCAGGCCCCAAGCAUCCAGCAGACGGUUGCCAAACUCCGGAACAGCGCUAGCACACCGACGCUUGCCACGCGAAACUCAAUUGCAAGCAGGAGAAAUACGCGUCGUAACCAGCGCGUCACUUCACUUCCGGCGCGUGGCUUGGCAACGGGAAACGGAUCGGUUCCCCACAGUGAUCCUCCAAGCCCAACGCUCAGCGAGGCUGAGACGGCGUUGGAAGAGCACCUAUCAUGCAUCCUCGAGAAUUCGUGGGAUGACGUGCCGAGCGAUCAUGGAUUGGGCUCCUCGCGGAUUCCCUCGACCCCUGCACCCGUUCCUCCACGCAAGUCGUCGCGACGCAAGAGAGUCGUGUCGCUGCCUGUUGGAAGCUCGGCGAAUCACAUCGCCGCGCAACAACAUAACCAGAGGACCAACAACACCACCAGCAAAUCGCGGCAUAGGCAUAAGAGGUCCCAUGCACGCCGCGUGCCACCACCUAGGGUCAUUGCACCCGAUGCCGCCGAGCAUGUAAUCCUGGGCAUCUUCGAGAGGAUUGAUGCUCUCAAGGACCUCUUCUCUUUGGCCCGCGUAAACCGCGGCUUCUACCGCGUCUUCAAGCGCCACGAGCUGCGCCUUAUACGCACCGUCCUGCAGAACGAGUGCCCGCCAGCAUGGGAGCACCGCGAGUCGACCCCGCCGUACGACGGCGAGGAUGGCGCCGAGCAGGAGCAGCAGCGAAAGCAGCAGCAGCACCUGCAGGUGCCGAAUCUGGAAAGCGCGCAUCCGGAGCCCGAGCACACGGCCACGACCUUCUACCGGCACCACAUGCGCGACGCGCGCAUCAUCGGCGCGCUCAAGUCGCUGGUGCUGACGCGAUGCCAGUCGUUCCUGCGGCCGGAGACGGUCAUGGCCCUGGCCAGCAGCAGCGCCGCCCGCGCCGCCCGCAUCGACAAGGCCUUCUGGCGCAUCUGGACCUUCUGCACCAUCUUUGGCUGCGGAAAGGGGCGCGAGGAUGACAUCGUCGGCCAGAUGGACUGGCUCCGCGGCGGUCCGCUCGUGCACCAGACCAGCAUCCGCGCCACCAUCAUGACCAGCGACUCGUUCGACGCGAGCAGCGCCCUCCUGAAUGCUUCGGAGCACUUCGCCAAGGGAAAUGGCUCCAAAGGCCUCUCGGCCGAGGAGCUGUACGACAUGACGGAGAUCUGGACGUGCAUGGGUGUGCUGAUCUCGGCUUUGGAGGGCCGCACCGAGCAGGCCCGGGAGUUUGGUGUGUUUGAGAUGACGGAUGUUCGCGGUGGAGACAUUGAUGGCGAGGAGAAGAUGCUCCAGGAGUGGAUCUACUAUGUUUCUACUCUCGGUCUCUCUGUUGUUCUGGAGCUGGCCAACGCUACCACCAAGACGGAGCCAGAUGCCUUCGUCCUCGCUCUUGAGAAUGGCUGGAUGGAUUGGACCCCGCCUCAGCACAACGGCUCUCGCCGAACGUUCCUGAAGGAAGCCGUCGCCCGCGUCUACGAGGAGAAGAUUGCCGCCAUGGCCGCCACGACUCCUCAAGAGGAUGAUACCGCGGUGACGAGGCAAGUCCAGGCCCAGCGCAUGGCCGCCCACAAGGCUGAGAUCCAAAUGCGCCGCCGCACCGGCGACUACGCUCUGGUCCGGAUGAGCAUGGAGCGGCCGAUGAGCGAGUGGGAAGGUGUCUUCAACAGGCUGGAUAACUCCUCGUCGUCGAACGAGAGCAUCGCCGCGCCGCAGCCGCGCCGCCACGUCUCCACCUCUUCGAGCAUCAUGGCUAGCGCUCCUACACCCUGCCCCGCCGCUCCUGGUCCUUCUGUUGGCCGCUCGCAAAGCGAGCUGAUCGCCUUGCCUCCCAUGCCUGAACACACUACGGUUGCUUCGUCCGUUGCCGCCGCUCGGCACACCUCCCUGCCAGUGCCCCCGACUUAUGUGCACCAUCAGCAGAUGCAAGAGCGCAUGAAUGCCGGCGGCCGUCGUGGCAGCCAGCAGAACCCGCUGCUCCAGACGCUCGCGCACGCCAAGCAGUACGACUACGGCGUCUCCGCCUCGCCAACCGAGCAGCACCCGGCCCUGCGCUCCACCCCGUCUUCGUCUUCUUUCCGCGGCUCCGAGACGAGCAGCAGGCGCGGCAGCACCGACAGCGGCGUGAGCCCGGUCCCGGCCAGCAGCGGGAGGCUGUUCUCCGAGGAGGCUGUGCACCCGGCCUUCCGCAACGCCGCCGCGAGGCCGCAGCAGCACCACAGCCCCGUCUCCCAGUCGCGCCAGCAGCAGCAACAGCAGCAGCAGCAGCAGCAGCUACCGCACUCGUCGAACUCCAGCGUGAGCUCGAUGAGCGCGACGGCCCCCUCACCCAACGUGACCUUCCACCAGGGCCUGCCGCCUAGCUAUAGCUACGCCCAGCAGCAGCAGCAGCAGCAGCAGCAGCAGCAGCAGCAGCAGCAACAGCAACAAGCCGUCAAGCACAGCCAAAACACGCGCUAUUACUCCCAACACCACCACAACUACCACCAGCAGCAGCACCCACCCGCGCACCCAGCCUACCCUUACUCCGCCCACCGCCACGGCUCCAUCGCUUCACAACCUCCCCCGCCUCCAUCGUCCUACCAGCAAUUCCAAUACCAACAGCAACAGCAACAACAACAGGCACACCAGCGCCACCACUCGUUGCCCGCUAGCUACUCCGCAUCGUCAUCUGCAAUUAAUGGCGACCCCCUCCCCGCGCACCGCCACCGCGUCUCGACGCAGCACCCGUUCCAGCAGGAGAUCCUGUCGCCGCAGCGCGCCGACCCGGCGGCCAACUCGGCCGACAAGGCCAUCUUCCGCAUCGUCGAGAUGGGCUUCACUGCGGACGAGGCGAAGAUGGCGCUGAGGCGGACGGAUGCGGGGGAUGGGUUGAGGGUGGAUCGGGCGGUGGAGUUUUUGUUGAGUAGGAUUUGA